Messenger RNA from Meyerozyma guilliermondii ATCC 6260, 1914 nucleotides. RefSeq lists its product as uncharacterized. Gene Ontology annotation, cellular component: nucleus. NCBI's taxonomy places the organism in Eukaryota, Fungi, Ascomycota, Pichiomycetes, Serinales, Debaryomycetaceae. The coding region runs from base 1 to 1914 and encodes 637 amino acids. The record is from RefSeq and is a predicted model, not a curated record. The transcript has a single exon. Gene Ontology annotation, molecular function: protein binding.
AUGACACAAGAUGAACCAGAGCGUAUAAAAGAACCCUCUCUCUCCGAUUCAAGGAUAUCUGUAAUGAAUCCAGAAGAAGGUCCAGCAAAACGAGGUGUUAGUACAACCGAAGCCGCUUCCAAGCCUGGCUGCGAAGUGUUGAAGAUUAAAACUGCUAUUACUAUAUACCAGCCAGAGCCUCUGGAUUCCUCAACCGACAGUUGCAAAACAGUUUGCCAGCACUGUACUCGACGCCUUCCAGCACACAAGUCACAAUAUACUUGCAACGGUUGCAAAUUGUACACUUAUUGCAACCAACGCUGUUAUGACCUCAGCUGGGAAAAGGUUCACCAGUACGAAUGUCCAGUAUUUGAGCAAUUGAAAUCAUCAUUCGGAUACCAAGAGUUUGUACGAUUAGCACUCCGCUUAUGCACGUUAUACUCCAUUCCUUCUUACCGAAAGAACUUGGAACGCUUGACAACUCACCGUGAAGAAGUGGAAAAAAAUGCAACAUUGGUACGCCUCAGUGAGAAAAUUGCACCUUUAUUGCCAGAAAAGAUCAAAGCUUCACAGCAAACAGUGUUAAAGAUUUUAUGUUUGGCAGCUAUCAAUUCCUCAACUAUGAUGAAUGAAAAUUUCGAGCAAGUGGGAAUGGCAUUUGAUCCUACUUUCUCACUUAUUAACCACUCGUGUGUACCCAACCUUUACUCCAUUCCCAUUAGCUUGACUGUGAUUAGUUUCGUGGCUACUUCACCCAUCAAGGCUGGAACAGAAGUAUUCACGAGUUAUUGCUUCAACGGCUACCCUACCGAAGUUAGACGACGUACACUUGAGACCAGGUUUUAUUUUACUUGCAAAUGUUCGAUCUGUCGGAAUAAGAAAAACUUUUUCUUCUCGUACAAUUGUCCAAAUUGUGGUAUUAUGAUGUUCAGCAUUGCCUUGAGUUCGUUUUUCAAAUUUGGAAGAGAAAAAAUGUAUCAAGCAAUCAGUCCAACAAACGGUACACCAAGUGUCUGCAGUAGUUGUGGUCUGGCAGUUGCUUUGAAACAGGUCGAGCGGGUAUGGACAUUGCACAAGUUACUUUUAGGGUGCCUUUUGUACAAUAUCCACAGAGAUAAAAUUCCGGAUAACAUUGAACUUGGCCCUGCAAUCAACAAUUUCUUGAAGGAAUCCUUAUUACCCACCCCCACUAUCGAUAUUGUUGACGAUUUGGCUACUCCACACGAGCUCAGGGCCAAUCAAAGAGAAGUGAUCAAGCUAUACCAAAUGCUGCAAGCGCUUAUCCACAGUGACAUAUGUCCCAUUUACUGUUAUCCAAUUUAUACCAUUUUGACAGAAAUCGAACACAAGUUGGGACACCAUGAAUCGAUGAUUGCCAAAGUGCAAAAGUGUUUUGCUGGGUUGGCGACCGACCUAUCACAGUUUAGGGUUUCGCAAGUCAGCCAUUUUCGAGAAUUGGGCACAGAUUUGUAUAACUACUUGGGUACCAUAUCAAAAGGAAUAACAGUGACCAUCAAGCAGACAAAUCAGAGUAACGGCAAGAGCUCGGACAAGGCAGAUUCGACAAAGUUUGUGGAUAAACGGAUUAUGGCAUCUGAUCUUAAGCAAUGUAUUGCCGCGUGUUCUUUGUUCUUCUGUUUGCAAUUAGUGGCUAUCCAUCAAGACCGCGGAGUGGCUCUAUCACCAGCAAUGAGCAAACGACAAGAAGUCAUCGUGGAGUCUAUACGUCUGGGUGCGCCACGGUACAAGCUCAAGGAAUUCGGACCAGGAAAUCAUUUGACUAUGAGUAUGUUUGUACCAUAUUUGAAGAAGCUCUUUGAGAUUACGAGCUUGCCAUUGAAGCACAGAAAAGGCAACUUCUGGUUGCAAUUCGCAGACCGUAACAAUCAUCCGUUGUUUGUGGAGUUGAAUGGAGUAGAUAGCUUUGGAAUGUAA